Molecule: messenger RNA, 276 nt
Organism: Closterium sp. NIES-65
Lineage: Eukaryota; Viridiplantae; Streptophyta; Zygnematophyceae; Desmidiales; Closteriaceae
Source: the annotation of a GenBank genome assembly
AUGGCCGCCGUUGCGAACUCCGCGCGCCGCGUGCUGACCGCUGCGGCUUCGGAAGCCAAUGUUGCUGUGCGUCGGUUCCACGCGGCACCGACUCGCAGCGCUGCAGCGGGAUCUGGAAAUGAGCCUGCCUACCUCCAUGCCCACCACAUGUACGACAUCCCCUCGAUCAAGAACCGCAAGCUGAAGUUCGGCGUUGCAGUCGUCGGCUCUGUGGCCUUCGGUAUAGCCGUUCCGCUCAUCGCCGUCUGGCACCAGCAGAUCAAGGCUCGCGGCUGA